CAACCUGCCCCAACCAGCAGAAUCAGAAGUCGCAGUCACUUUUUCUCGUCCGAGUGUGUUUUUGCUGGCCCAGACCCCGAAAACCUUUAACAAAGAGAUAAACACGGCCGUAUUGCAGGCAAAAGUGUGGAAAAUUGAUUAUUCUCCCCCUUUCUCUCUCUCGAUUGAAUUGCCUUCCCUCGUAGUUUUGCCUUCGCCCGAGUUUCGUCGCCGCUAGUCUGUACGAUAUUUUGCAUCCGAGUGUGUUAUGCGUGUGUUUUCCACAGUGCCACGGCCAAGUACGCAGUGAAACGCUCUAGUCACAACACGGGAGUGAUCUGUCUCACUCCACUACAGGAGUGUGUGUGUGUGUGUGGUGUGAAGAAGCAACAUAAAAGCGAACGGGGAAGGUCGUGUGUGAUAACAGAUUUCGUGAAAUCCACGUAAUUGCUAAAGUACAUCGUACACAGCGAGCCCUACCAGCAGCAGCAGCAGCAGCAGCAGCACCAUCAUCAUCAUCAUCCUUCAUCGCCCACACGUCCGCGACCAAUCUUCUACGUUAAAAUGUCGUACGCUUACUUGUUCAAAUACAUCAUCAUAGGAGACACAGGUGUGGGCAAGUCCUGCCUGCUGCUGCAGUUUACCGACAAACGCUUCCAGCCGGUGCACGAUUUGACGAUCGGCGUCGAGUUCGGGGCACGCAUGAUCACCAUCGACGGCAAGCAGAUCAAGCUACAGAUCUGGGACACGGCCGGCCAGGAAGCGUUCCGGUCGAUCACCCGCUCGUACUACCGUGGGGCGGCCGGCGCCCUGCUCGUGUACGACAUUACGCGCCGCGAAACGUUCAACCAUCUGACCACCUGGCUGGAGGACGCCCGGCAACACUCGAACUCGAAUAUGGUCAUUAUGCUGAUCGGAAAUAAGAGUGAUCUUGAUUCACGCCGCGAAGUGAAGAAGGAAGAAGGCGAAGCGUUCGCGCGCGAGCACGGGCUGGUGUUUAUGGAAACGUCCGCCCGUACGGCGGCCAACGUCGAGGAAGCGUUCAUCAACACGGCGAAGGAGAUCUACGAAAAGAUUCAGGAGGGCGUGUUUGAUAUCAAUAAUGAGGCUAACGGCAUCAAGAUUGGCCAGCAGCACUCCCCGACGAGCCCAUCGCUGGGCAGCGGCAACAGCCCGGGCGGACCGGCCAGCAGUGGUUGCUGCUAAGCGUCGUGCCGCCAGCCACCGACGAUCAUGAUGUGCAAUGCCGUGCCCGACGACGGUCCGCCGCUGGGCCGAAGCUGGGAUGAAAUUAAGUAAAUUGGUCUAACAACUGGGAUUGGAACAAAAUGGCAAGCGAGCGAGCGAGCGAAAUACAGGGGCGGGCGGAGGUUUGCGUGCACUCUGUAGCGUUUCACCCUUCUUCGGUCGAAUCUACUCCUUUUUCGGCCAGACUGUGCUGAAUCAGCGAAUGCGGGUCACCGAAGGGAUGAUCGCUAUAGAGCAGCUACACAACCGAAGGCGAUCAACGGGAGAGAAACAGGAAGAGAUAUGGAAUAAACAAAGUUGGGGCUGCAUUUCCUUUCCCCUUCCCUCUAUUACAUUAGCUAUUGCAAAAACAAACAAACAGUAAAGUAAACUAAAAACCAACUACAGUCAAACGGUAUCAAGCGAAAAAGUGUACAAAAGCGUCCCUUAAAUACGCUUUUCUCAUUUCAAACAGAUCAUCGAGAUCCUCGAAAGGGUGAUCUCUGUGGUCGCCCAGGCAAGGCAAGAAUCGUAGAGGGGAAAGAGAAUGGCAGGAAAAGAAAACCCGAGAGCGGAAAAGACGCAAACACUAAAAGAAAACUUCUGAGCCCAAAACAAACCAAAACCAAUUCCAAUCUUUUGUGAUGGGGAAUAUGUGUGUAAGUGUAUGUGUACGUGAGAAACAACAAAAAAAAAACAAACUAACCAAUGGUGGAGAGCAUGGAAAGCGUAACCGAAAUAAAAAGUAAGAAAACUGAAACAAUAAAAAGAAGAGAAAAAAGACAAAACCCAACCAGAGCAAGUAAAAGACACAAAAAAAAGAAAGAGGGAGAAAACGCGGACGGUAGCACAUCAUGGGAAACAUCAUUCCGUGUGGAAACAACAAAAGCUUCCAGCAGAUGGGGACGAUUUCGAUUUGUUUUUUUUUGUAUUUGUUGGCAUCCUGUAGAAAGAGGAAGGAUCGCUUAGCCCCUGGCAAACCAUCGCUGGACGGGGCGGGAAACGAAACGACGCACGCGGUGGUGUACUAGGUGGGUGGAUGGCGGCUGUAAAGUAAAUUAUAAACGUAAAUUUUUACUCUCUUUAACACUGAUCACUAUUUCUACACACCCAAAGAGAUACAUACAAUUUCACACACACAAACACUAACAUUCGACGGUCAGUGAUGAUCAACUUCACGCCGCCCAUGGGGACGUUGUGUCCGUACGGGAAUGUAGUGCCGAUUAAAAGCCGGAAAACAGCUGCUAAUUGCGUUUCUGCCAGCGUCGCUGCGCAUUUGCGUGCGUAUGAGCCUUAUUCGGUGCAUCGGCCAGAGUACUGCCGAUCGCUUCGUUUUAUUUACCAUCGCCACACGGAUCACCAACUGCUUGACUGUUUCGUACGGCCUCUGCCUGAGCCUUUGCUUUUGCCAAAUGUUUUUCAUUUCACGAUCACGCAAAUUGAAUAAUGAUAAUGCCAUGAAAAAAGUAUUUGUACGCUGCUACUCCUUGCGUGUCCAUUGGUUUGGCCUGUGGCGUAUGCAAACCCGCUUCCUUUCGUACAAUCUCAGAACGUGACUGUAACAGGACGCUCCAAAUAGGAGAAGGAAAGGAGUAAAGUCAUCCGUUUCAAUAAAACCUCAAUCAGAUAUAGCUAAACAAAGUUAAUUAAGUACAACAAUUGCUGCACUUGCAUGAAUAUUGCCAAUUAGAGGGGCAUUAGUUACGCCUUCCACUACUACAAACAAAAAUCGCUCCUUUUUCAAUCGAAUUGCCCAAACCUGUUACAAUUAAUUUAUAAAUAUUAUUAUUAUAUAGUUCAUCCUUUUAAAUGGUGCACCCUUCGGCACCGGCACCAUGUUUGCGUAUGGCUGCUUACGCCGCAGACAAAAUAUGUAACGCUAACCUACCCUCUCCUACUUCUAUUGCUUGCAAUUGAACGAUACAAUACGAUUAAAAACACACAACCGGACACAUUGAAAACAUACAUAAUACCCGUUAUAAACAAAAUAGUACUAAUGUUAAAUUCAAAACAAAAGAUUGCAAGCUAAAUACCACCAUUUCUCAAC
This is a messenger RNA of Anopheles merus, 3253 nucleotides long. RefSeq names its product ras-related protein Rab-2A (gene Rab2). Gene Ontology annotation, molecular function: GTPase activity; GTP binding. Gene Ontology annotation, cellular component: Golgi apparatus. The record is from RefSeq and is a predicted model, not a curated record. Bases 544 to 1185 code for a protein of 213 amino acids. The transcript is spliced from 4 exons. Lineage: Eukaryota; Metazoa; Arthropoda; Insecta; Diptera; Culicidae.